Amyelois transitella is the source of this 1283-nucleotide messenger RNA. RefSeq names its product S-methyl-5'-thioadenosine phosphorylase (gene Mtap). Gene Ontology annotation, cellular component: cytosol. The transcript is spliced from 8 exons. The record is from RefSeq and is a predicted model, not a curated record. Bases 260 to 1099 code for a protein of 279 amino acids. Gene Ontology annotation, molecular function: S-methyl-5-thioadenosine phosphorylase activity. NCBI's taxonomy places the organism in Eukaryota, Metazoa, Arthropoda, Insecta, Lepidoptera, Pyralidae. Gene Ontology annotation, biological process: nucleoside metabolic process.
UCAAUUCAUUCACCGGAAGUCUACAUUGAGCUGUGUGCCGAGUAGAUAGCUAAGAGACUUACAUUACAUACUAGUUAGUAAUAGUAACUCGUGUUUAUCAAUACUUGUAUUUAUUAUAGUAUGUAAAGUAGGUGGUUGACUUUAAUUAAUUAAUACAAUUUAUUUCAAUAAAGCUCCCACACCCAACUAGGUCUAGUGUACUUAUUGUUAAAUUACCAUUCAAUUAUUCCAUCAAAGGUAUCAUUGAAAUUGAUUUAACAUGGGAGAUGUACGGAAAUUAAAGAUCGGUAUUAUUGGAGGUUCCGGGUUUGACGACCCAUCACUCUUCGAGAACCAGGUGGAAAAGGAAGUGACCACGCCGUUCGGGAAGCCAUCGGACGUGCUGAUUGAAGGGCAGAUCAAAGGAGUGCCCUGCGUACUUUUGGCCAGGCAUGGGAGAAAGCAUCAGUAUCAACCAAGUGACGUGAACUACCGCGCCAACAUCUGGUCGCUGAAGGAGGCGGGCUGUACACACGUGCUCGCGACCACCGCCACGGGCUCGCUAGCGGAGGAGUACCGCCCCGGGGACCUCGUGGUUCUGGACGACUUUAUUGACAGAACGUGGGGACGCAAAUGCACGUUCUACGACCGCACUGAGGGCGGUCCGCGCGGCGUCUGCCAUCUGCCGAUGCGGCCCGCUUUCUGCGAGCGCGGCAGGCAGGCGCUGUUGAAGGCGGCAAGGGCUAGGGGCUUCUCUUGCCAUGACAAGGGCACUGCGGUCGUCAUACAGGGCCCUAGAUUCUCAAGCCGCGCUGAAAGUUUGAUGCACCGCCAGUGGGGCGGGCAUCUGGUCAACAUGACUACUGUACCUGAGGUGGUUCUAGCAAAGGAGGCGGGUCUGAGUUACGCUGCGGUGGCCUUAGUCACCGACUACGACUGUUGGCGGGAGAACGAAACGUCGGUAUCAGUGAGCGAAGUGCUCGCCAUGUUUGGCAAGAACGUGAAGAAGGCGGCCGACGUGAUCGUGGACGCCGUUCAGAUCCUCGCCGCCGACACCGGCGCGGGUUACCUUGACGAGCAUAAGAACCUGGUAGCAUCAUCAAUUAUGCUGAAAGAAUAGUUUUAAGAACAAGGGCGUAGUUCGGGCUCCUCUCCAAAGUGGAUGCAACCGGGACUAUAGCCAGGAGGAAUUAUAUAGUUUUAAGCACAAAUGCACAGAUCUUUAUUUUUUUUGUUACUUUUUACACUUUAUAUCCACUUAUAACGUAAUUUUUAUUUUAUCAAAUAAAACACACUGUUCCAUA